Messenger RNA from Pocillopora verrucosa, 2570 nucleotides. The record is from RefSeq and is a predicted model, not a curated record. NCBI's taxonomy places the organism in Eukaryota, Metazoa, Cnidaria, Anthozoa, Scleractinia, Pocilloporidae.
GUCAUUCUAAGAGACAUGAAUUUGAAAUUUGAAAUGAAGGGUAGUGUCAAUGGACAUUACUUUGAGAUCGAAGGUGAAGGAGAAGGAAAGCCUUACGAGGAUGAAGCUCUACGAUCACAGUGGCUGGCAAAGAUCUCACGAGCGGAUCUGGUCGUUUCGAAAAACUCCAGGCUGUGCUCAGAACAUUUUACACCUGACUGCUACGAACGAGACUUGAAAGCAGAAAUUCUUGGUUUGAAACCCAGAUCUACGCUAAAACCAGGUGCAAUACCCACGGUUUUUUCGCAUCGGAGACCAUCAAAAAGACCUCGACUUUCAUCGGAGAAACGUUCAGAAGAGAAAGUCAGAAAAGAAUAUAUAGCCUCUAUCACUGCACAACCUAGUUGUGGAAUCGAAGAACAUGCAGCUUCAGCUUUAGAACAGCCUGCACCUGUUGAUGUAGUGAAUUGUGGAGCAAGUACAUCAACCUCAGACAGCCCAUCAUAUCCAUUCCCACAUGAUUUAGGGCCUAAAAGCACGUUGGUUGAGUCACAAGCAGUGCAGGUGAAUUUGCCAAACAAGGGUGUGGAUUUUGGGAUCCAAGUCAAUCUUCGUGGUCUCCAUUUAAUGAUGAAAUCUACUGACACCCAAGUCGAGGUUGAUGUUUCAGAAAGCAGCACCCAGACUGAAGAGGUAUUCCUUCCUGAAAUUGAAGAUAACAAGGGAGAAGCAACUGAAGCUGCUGCUUCCCCAGAAGUCUCUCCAAGAAAAGAUGGCAUCUACCUUCCCACAAAACAGGAAGAUUCAGAUGAUUCGAACUUGUCAGGAUCAGACAACGAACACCAAGGGGAAACAAAAUGCGAAAAGCCACAGGAUGAUACCAAAUACAUUGUAUUUAAACAAGAGCUAUUUAAAUUGUUUAAGUACUGUCCUGAGUGUGGUGCAGUUGUGAUUAAGAGGAACCAAUCCACACAAGGAAGCCAACUAUUUGUCACCCUAGAAUGUAUGAAUAAUCAUAAGUACUCCUGGCAAAGCCAGCCAAUGCUUGAGGGGAUGGCAGCUGGAAAUUUGUUGCUGUCAUCAUCUAUUUUGCUCAGUGGCUCUACCUUUACAAAAGUAGCAUCUUUGGCAGAUAUCUUAAAUUUGAAAAUUUUCAGUGAGAAAACAUUUUAUAAUAUUCAAAACAAGUACUUAUUACCCGUAAUCAAUGAGUUCUGGCUUAAAGAACAAAAUUCCACUUUUUCUGAGGUAGGGGGGCGAGAUCUGUGGCUUUCAGGGGAUGGGCGUUGUGACAGUCCUGGCCAUAAUGCAAAAUAUGGGACAUAUACCAUGAUUGAUCAGAAAACUGAUAAGAUUGUUGACUUCAAGGUUGUUCAGGUCAGUGAAGUAAAUAAUAGCAAUGCCAUGGAAAGAGAGGGUUUUAAACGCUGUAUGGAAAACAUCUAUGAAAAAGGGGGGAAAAUUAUGGUUGUUGCAACUGACCGUCAUGUGGGCAUUAGGGCUGACAUGAAAAGAAAUUUCCCUGAAGUUGAUCAUCAAUUUGAUGUGUGGCACCUUUCCAAGAGUAUAACUAAAAAGUUAACUGAAAAAGCAAAGAAGAGAGAAUGUGCUGAUCUCUCUCUCUGGAUCAGAUCCAUCUCAAACCACCUUUGGUGGUGUGCCAAAACAUGUGGGGGAGACAAGGAGAUGUUGAGAGAGAAGUGGAUAUCCAUUGUCUAUCACACUGCCAAUAUCCACUCCUGGGAUUCAGCUGACCUGUAUGAGGAAUGUGCCCACCAACCAAUCCCUCCAGCUAUCGCAAGAACUAAAAGGUGGCUUAGGCCUGGCUCCUCUGCUCAUAAUGCAUUGAAGGAGGUUGUAUUCGAUAAAAAUCUGUUGAAGGACAUUCAGCAACUAACACUAAGUUGUCAUACUGGCAAUUUAGAGGUGUACCAUAGUGUGCAGACCAAAUAUGCACCCAAACGGCAGCACUUCUCUUAUAAUGGCAUGGUUGCUCGAACUCAGUUGGCAGCCCUAGACCAUAAUGCCAACACUGGUAGACAACAAGCCACUGUAUCCAGGGGUGCCAACCAAGGGGAGCUGCAAUACAAGGUAGUGUUUCCGAAAAAUACAAAAGAAUGGGUGGCGAAGCCCAUAUUUGAGAAGACAACCAAUUAUCAUCUCAAGCCAAUGCUUAAUGCCAUUGUAGAGAGAAAAUGCUUAAAACCACAAGAGAGGAGUGCAACAGUCACAGCACCACACAUUCCUGAAAACAUUGCCAGCAAACCCCGGCCUCCUAAAGCAGAUGUCAUUGCUAAUCAUACUUCGAGAUUUUCGAAUAAUUAAAUACAACAACUUUGUCAAUAACACAAUCAAAUGAAAAUAAAAGCAAUCAUCGUAGCAAAAAGCAAUCAAAGUUAGGUUUGAGGUUUAUUUCAUUCAGGCCACGCAGCUAUCCCUGGCAAUGUGGAUAAUUUAAUAACUGCAGUAGGGAUGACAUUCGUUUGGCUCUGCAUGGCUUUUGACUGAAUCACUAUGCAGAAAUGUGUUAGUAAUUCAUAUCCUCGAUAAGUAAUUGUAUAUUUCACGCAAAUUUUAGAAAGAAACCGUAA